This is a messenger RNA of Megalops cyprinoides (Indo-Pacific tarpon), 1506 nucleotides long. Its product is annotated as zinc-binding protein A33-like. The coding region runs from base 1 to 1506 and encodes 501 amino acids. Lineage: Eukaryota; Metazoa; Chordata; Actinopteri; Elopiformes; Megalopidae. The record is from RefSeq and is a predicted model, not a curated record. The transcript is spliced from 6 exons. Gene Ontology annotation, molecular function: protein binding; zinc ion binding.
AUGGCGGCCACAGCUUCGUUUCUCAAAAAAGAUCUCUCUUGCCACUUGUGUCGUGACAUCUUCACGGACCCUGUAGUCCUGAAAUGCAGCCACUGCUUCUGUAGAGUCUGCCUGCGGCGUCACUGGGAAGAGAAGAGAUCUCGGGAGUGUCCCAUCUGCAGGAGAAAGGCCUCUAUGGAUCCAGCACCUAACCUGGCUCUGAGGAAUGUUGUGGAAUCCUUCUUACAGCAGCAGGCUAAGAGUGAAGCUGCAGAGAAGAGCGAAGCUCUCUGCAGUCUCCAUGGAGAGAAACUGCGGCUCUUCUGUGAGGACGACCAGGAGCCUGUGUGUGUUGUGUGUCAGACUUCAAGGAAACACAAGAACCACCAGCUCUGUCCAGUGGAAGAGGCCACACAGGAUCGGAAGGUGGAACUCAAGACUGCACUGAUUCCUAUAAAAGAAAAGCUGAAAAGAUUCACUAAAGUUAAACAGGAGUGUGAGAAAACAGCAGACCACAUCAGGAGUCAGGCCCAGCACACAGAGAGGCAGAUAAAGGCAGAGUUUGAGAAGCUCCACCAGUUCCUGAGAGGUGAAGAGGAGGCCAAACUAGCGGCACUGAGGGAGGAAGAGGAGCAGAAGAGUCAGAUGAUGAAGGAGAAGAUAGAGAACCUCAAAACACAUAUCAACACCCUUUCAGAGAAAAUCACAGCUAUAGAGAGGGCCAUGAACACUGAAAACAUCUCCUUCUUAAAGAACUACGAUAAUUUCCAAAAAAGAGCCCAGUGCACACUGCAGGAUCCAGAGCUGCUUUCAGGGGCGCUGAUAGAUGUGGCCAAACACCUGGGAAAUCUGAAGUUCAGAGUCUGGGAGAAGAUGCUGGGGAUGGUGCGGUACACUCCUGUGACUCUGGACCCCAACACUGCAGCCCCCUGGCUCUCUCUGGCUGACGAUCUGACCAGUGUGAGAGACACUGGAGAUAAGCAGGAGCUUCCUGACAACCCAGAGAGGUUUGACCGCAGUGUGAGUGUGUUGGGCUCUGAGGGGUUUACCUCAGGAAAACACAGCUGGGAGGUGGAGGUGGGGAACAAACCUGAGUGGGAUGUGGGAGUAGCAACAGAGUCCAGCAACAGGAAGGUAGUAAUUCCAUACGACCCAGUGCGGGGACUCUGGGUUGUGACUCUGAGGAGAGGCAGUGAGUACACAGCAUCAGGAGUCCCCCUCACUCUGAAGAGGAAACCCCAGAGGAUCAGAGUGCAGCUGGACUAUGAUGAGGGGGGGGUGUCCUUCUAUGACCCCAGUGACAUGUCACACCUCUAUACUUUCAAAGAUACGUUUACUGAGAGACUCUUCCCAUAUCUCUCUCCUUGCCAUAUUGAUGAUGGCGUUAACACUGGAGCCCUGCAGAUCUGCCCAGUGAAGGUGUCUGUGAGAGCUGAUCUGUAUUUUUCCCGAAUGCGGCCACGUGACCCUCAAAUGGCCCAUGUCAACAUCCGGCGUAAGGGCCAUUUGAGAGCACAGUUUGUGUAG